GAUAGUCAAUCCCAGGGACCCUCGCUAGCAAUCCAAUCGAAGCCAUCAACCUCGAGAGGCAGUUCGAUUCGACCGAUCUCGCGCGCCGAGGAGGAGGGAGCGACGAAGAAGAUCUUCGGGGCCAAGAAGAGCCAGGACCCGCCGCCGUCCAUCCAGGACGCCACCGACCGGAUAUACAAGCGGGGGGACACGGUGUACGAGAAGAUCAAGAAGCUAGACGCGGAGCUGGCGCGCUACAAGGAGCAGAUCAAGAAGACCAGGCCUGGACCCGCGCAGGAGGCCGUCAAGGCGCGCGCCAUGAGGAUCCUCAACCAGCGCAAGAUGGACUUGCUAAGCAAUCUUAUGUGGGGCACAAUACUGGUGUCGUUCGGAAGUCUAACUCACCUGCGGCAAAACGGCAGCAGUGCCAUGAAGCAGCUCUGUUUCUUGUUCUCUACUCUACUUUGAACUGAACUUAUUUCAGUUAGUAACUGUAUACUAAAUUUGAGAGUAUGGGUGCUUGCUUGUGAAUUGUGAUGUUCCCAUCACAUUAGAUUAGGUUAAUUACAUCCACAAGUAUAGUAGCUUCUGUCCAAGUGCUCUUCAUCUUGUGUGUCAUCUGCAAGGCAAUCAAGUUAAUUAGAUGUUGUUCUUUUCAUGUUCUGCUUCAUACAUACAUGCAUAUGUGAUUAACCUAAAGGAAAUACUAUCUAUGCACUAAAUCUGAAAAGGAAAUGUUGACUGUUGUUGUGUUGGUAUUGAUGACUCUAAGUGGCAACUAUUCUGAAUUAUUUUGAGAACUUAUAACAUGAUCUUGGACCCCUAAUGGAUGAUCGAUGCAUAAUUCUUUUAUAUGUUGCAUGAUGUGUGUGUUCCUUUUUUCUUGUAUUAUUAUUCUGAGAACUGUCUGAUUCUCCGAAGCACUGAAUAUGUAUUGCCAUCUUUUAUGUUUGACAGUAAUCAGUGUGAAAGGUUGAUCUUCAAACAGGAAAAGUACCAAGCAACCAUUGCCUCAGUCUUCUGUUUGUAGAUUUCCAAACUAUUGCUGAAACCUUUACCUGCUAGUCAAAAUUGGUGUAGCAAAUUUUCAUUAGCACUAGUAAACGGUGGUAUCACAUCUCUGAUAUUAUGUUGAUGCUGAUGUGCUAUUUAUAGCUACAGUUUGACACUAUUAAUUAGGCUUGCUGGACAUGUAUGUCUUCUUGCACAGAUAAAAUAUCAUAGUGUUAGUCAAGUAUUUGCACAGAUAUGUCUUCUUGCGCCACAUCACUUGAUCCUGGAUAGAAGAAUUUGGUGUUGGUUGCACCUUUCUUCGAUAAUCUGACCUGGUGUAAUUUUCCAGUAACUGAUCUCGUGUACCCAAGUCUAGUACAUAUCUUUUAUAUUUGCUGGCUUGCAUGUUUGCUGAAGCGUACUAUGCUUGCUAAGACCAGGUUUCUGUUCCUUUUGGUAUUACUUGAUCUUUUUUGACAAUCUAACUAGAUGAUUGUUUCCAGCCUUUGAACUCCUAGGAGAUUUUAACACAAAUUGUAACAGAUGCUGCCCUGCUAAAGGAGGAUGAGGAUGAGGGGCGCACCUAGCCGUCGGCCCUGCUCUGCUCGAGGAGGAGGGGCAUGAGAGGCCUUCUCCUCUGCCCCUAGUGCGACCAAGAGGUCCUGCCCGAGAUCAAGCACGGCCACGACGACCCACCACGGCAGGUGAAGGUUUUCAAAUGUUGAAGGAGGAGCACAAUAGGAACUUCUGUGUCUUGUCAUCUAUUUUCUUUUCUUUGUUGUAGAAUAGUUUUGUUUGGCACUUACUGGUUCCUUGGAUGUAAAGAUAUGUACUGCUAGAAUGAAUGCAUGUAAAGAUAUUUUGGGUUCCUAUAAUAUUCCAUGUUGCUUUGAAAAUGUAUCGGAACUGGGCUAGGCCCAAGAUAGCUUGUAUUGUGAUGUGUUGUAAUGUCAAUGACAUAAUAAAAAGAGUUGGAUUAGAUCAA
Molecule: messenger RNA, 1957 nt
Organism: Triticum urartu
Lineage: Eukaryota; Viridiplantae; Streptophyta; Magnoliopsida; Poales; Poaceae
Source: RefSeq, a predicted model, not a curated record